AUCCCCCAGCCAGGUGGCUGGGCUAACAAAAUGCCUACCAGGGAUGGUUGUGUGAGUGAAAGUAGGGGCUUGCCUGUUACAAAAAUGAAUUGGAGAUGCAAGUGCACUCAUCCUGUGAGGUUCUUAGGGACUGCUUUCUGUAUGUGAUGAUAGGACAUGCCUGAGGAUCGUAUGAAUCUUGUGGAUGUCUUGCCAGGCAAAACGGUGUAUUGAAAACCUACAGCAAGGAGGAGCUUGAACAUAGACAACCUCCUCCUGGAUGACCAAUGAGUAUCUCCCGUGAUGAUGUCAGAAACUAAACUAACCAUUCUGUAUCCGUUCCCAUUACAAACUCGUGUGAUGCAAAGGCUGCAAUUCAGCAUCCAAAAAACAUUGUUUUUAAAACUGUCUAGAUGAUUGUCGUUGCUUUGGUUGUGUUCUAUGCGAGCAGAAGCCUUCUUCAAGGUUUACGGCUGACCCUUGAACAGCACAUUCCCUGUUUGCUGCAAACCUUGGGGGGCAGCAACAUGGGCAACUCCUGUGUUUGUCGAGAAGACAGUGGUGCAGAAGACAAUGCUGAAUCCAGGAGUCGUCAGACAGAGAACAGCAGAGUACCUGCACCAGAAACAAGGAGCCACCUGAGGGACCCAGUACGGCCCCCCCGGCGGGGGCGGGGCCCACAUGAGCCAAGGAGGAAGAAACAUAAUGUGGAUGGAUUAGUACUUGACACACUGGCAGUAAUUAGAACGCUGGUAGACAAUGAUCAGGAACCUCCGUAUUCAAUGAUGACUUUGCAUGAAAUGGCUGAAACAGAUGAAGGCUGGCUGGAAGUUGUCCAAUCCUUAAUUAGAGUUAUUCCAUUAGAAGAUCCCCUGGGGCCAGCUGUUAUAACUUUACUCUUGGAUGAGUGUCCAUUGCCAACAAAAGAUGCGCUGCAGAAGUUGACACAAAUAUUAAGUUUAAAUGGAGCUGUUGCUCGCCAGGAUGCCUGCCACCCUGCUAAACAUCGGAACACAACCGCAGUACUGGGCUGUUUGGCAGAAAAGCUUGCAGGCCCUGCAAGCGUAGGUUUACUCAGCCAAGGAAUCUUGGAAUACUUACUGCAGAGCUUGGAAUUUCAGUCCCACCCAACAGUAAUGCUUUUUGCACUAAUAGCCCUGGAAAAGUUUGCACAAACAAGUGAAAAUAAAAUGACAGUUUCUGACACGUGCAUCAGUGACCAGCUUGUCUUGUUAGAGAAAUGGACGGAUAAUCCAGACUACUUAAAACGCCAAGUAGGGUUCUGUGCUCAGUGGAGUUUAGACAAUCUGUUUUUGAAAGAAGGCAGACAGUUUACAUACGAGAAAGUUGACUUGACUAACAUUAAGGCCAUGUUGAAUAGUAAUGAUGUUAGUGAAUACCUUAAGAUCUCGCCGCAUGGGUUGGAGGCCCGAUGCGAUGCCUCGUCUUUUGAAAGUGUCCGGUGUACCUUCUGUGUGGAUUCUGGGGUCUGGUAUUAUGAAGUUACAGUCAUUACUUCCGGAGUGAUGCAGAUAGGCUGGGCGACCAAAGACAGCAAAUUUCUCAAUCAUGAAGGUUAUGGUAUCGGGGACGAUGAGUACUCCUGCGCAUAUGACGGCUGCCGGCAGCUGAUCUGGUAUAAUGCCAGAAGUAAACCACAUGCCCACCCAUGCUGGAAGGAAGGUGACACAAUAGGAUUUUUACUAGACCUCCAAGACAAGAAAAUGAUUUUUUAUUUAAACGGGAACCAGCUUCCUGCUGAGAAGCAAGUCUUUUCUUCUGCUGUGUCUGGCUUCUUCGCUGCAGCUAGUUUCAUGUCUUAUCAACAGUGUGAGUUUAACUUUGGAGGAAAACCUUUCAAAUAUCCGCCAUCAGCUAAAUUUAGCACCUUUAAUGAUUAUGCCUUUCUGACAGCAGAAGAGAAAAUCAUUUUACCAAGACAUAGACGCCUGGCCUUGUUAAAGCAAGUGAGCAUCCGAGAAAAUUGCUGCACUCUUUGCUGUGAUGAAAUCGCUGACACAGAACUCAGGCCGUGUGGACACAGUGACCUGUGCAUGGAGUGUGCCUUGCAACUAGAGACCUGCCCUUUGUGUCGACAAGAAAUACAGACUCGAGUCCGACAGAUUGCUCACAUUUCAUGACAGGUGGAAAAUGGUAUCUCGCGGACUUGCCUCUGAUCCAUUCCAUCCAGUGCCAGAAGAGAGAAAGGCAACUCAACCCAAGCCACAGGCAUGCUGAAAGCCCAGCUGUGGAUCCAUUUUUGUCAGAAAGGAUGGCCAAUAGAAACCUAUUAAAUUGCUCCGCUGUCUCAGACCUGUGGAAUGUCUCUUUUAGCAGUAAUGGAAGUUGGUGGUGAAACUUGAGUUCCCUGUUGGCUUGUCUCCAGCCAAGACUGCUGGAGAGUCUCUCUUGAUUUCCUCCCCGAUCUUUCCUUUUUCUUCCCUCCUCCUUUUGCUGCUCCUCCCAGUUGCCUAUCAUAUACUGACUAUUUUGCACUGGAAACAUAUAAUUCAUAAUCUCUUAUAAUGGAGGGCAUAUCUGUUCCCUAAAAAACUUUAUUUUUGGCAGCCGUCAUGCAUUUACAACAAAAUACCAAUAUUUGUUGGUCAACGUAGCUUCCUGCUGGUCAGAGACCCUCUGUAUUUUUUGGACAGUUGACAUGAAAACAAGACUUGAAAUCUACAUGAAGAAACUGAUUUGUAAAGAAGAUAUGGAGACUAUAGAAAAAUCCAAUUUUUUUUUGAUAACUCGGCGAUUCCAAAGAACAUUGAUUCAUUUCUUUCUUUUUAAUUGCAGAAAAUUGGUGGCAUUUUCAUUCAUAGUGUUUCUAAACCCGUCAAUUUCAGUACAUACAUUUUUGUGAAAAGCUGAUUUUCAGGAGGAAUUCUUAUAACUGCAGUGCCCGACUGGAGAUAGUUUGAUAUUCUGGGUAUUUUUAAGGUACCACUGAUCAUUGCUCUUUUUUAAAAAUUCAGUAUCUGUUCUUGCAAGUUCUGUACAUUUUGAAAAAUAUUGAGCUAUAGACCUCAAGAUCUGGAAAGAAUAUGGAGCAAAUGUGUUAAUAUUGUUUUGAAAGAAAUACAUGUUUGAAUAGCAAGUCA
Elgaria multicarinata webbii is the source of this 3080-nucleotide messenger RNA. It is a transcript of the gene RSPRY1, whose product is annotated as ring finger and SPRY domain containing 1. The transcript has 15 exons. Gene Ontology annotation, cellular component: cytoplasm. NCBI's taxonomy places the organism in Eukaryota, Metazoa, Chordata, Lepidosauria, Squamata, Anguidae. Bases 393 to 2120 code for a protein of 575 amino acids. The record is from RefSeq and is a predicted model, not a curated record. Gene Ontology annotation, molecular function: protein binding; ubiquitin-protein transferase activity.